Molecule: messenger RNA, 1195 nt
Organism: Homarus americanus (American lobster)
Lineage: Eukaryota; Metazoa; Arthropoda; Malacostraca; Decapoda; Nephropidae
Product: alpha-ketoglutarate-dependent dioxygenase alkB homolog 7, mitochondrial-like
Biological process (GO): fatty acid metabolic process; DNA damage response
Cellular component (GO): mitochondrial matrix
Source: RefSeq, a predicted model, not a curated record
UUUUGUGGCAAUAUUAUAUGUGGCUUAUGUUUGCUGAGUGAUGCUGUGAUGAGGCUCGUGCAUGUAGAACACCAUGACCAAGUUAUAGACAUCAACCUGCGGAGAAGAUCGCUGUAUGUAAUGAAGGAUGAAUCCCGCUACAAGUACACCCACGAGGUUCUCGGAGCAAAAGAGUCGUAUUUUGGCAGCCAACAAGUCCCACGGGAGAGAAGGGUGUCCAUUAUGUGUCGCAACUCCGCAACACAAGAUGGAAGUUAAUUUGACACUGAGUGAUCAAACAUCAUUAUCAAUCAGCAAGGGACAAACAUACUCAUUGUCAUUUGUAACUGAUAUCAAUUCUAUGUUUUUUUUUUUUGUUUUUUUUUUUGUAAGGGAUUCAUUAUAUGUACUUAAAGAAUAAAGCUUCCAAAAAGUGUUAUAGUUGUUAAGAAAGGAAGUACAGUACGUGACAAUGUCUUGUUUGUGAUAAUAUUAGGCAAAUUGAUUCACAGUGAUAGAUUGACAUGUAGGAGGUCCGAUAAUAGUGUGGAGAGUUAUCUUGCCUUUAAUAACGAGAUGUCCUUACAGAGAGCGUAGCUUCUAAUCACCCCGAGCGCUCGACUCCCACCACUCAGUCACGGUCCCGUGGAGUCACACCAUUCGUGCCUCACACACACUGCCAGGACUAUGUGAUUAUAACCUUUGUAGACAAUGCCCUUCCCUCCCCAACCCACUUUUUUAUUUCACCAAAUUUGGUUAAAAAUUCUGGUUUGUUUUUAAGAGCUGCAAAGAUAACAGAUUACCGGGUACUGUAUCUUUAAAUUGGGAGAAAUUCAUCCUUUUUGUUAUAAGGAGAAUUUUUGCACCAUAAAUUAGUAUUUUGUUUUUGAAUCACACUGAAAUAUUACAAUGCCUCUGAAAAUUGGUGGACGAGUGAGACAGACUUGGCCACUCGAGCGAAUAGCCGUGAGUCGAGGCGUGAAAUAUAACUGUGAACAACUUCAUAUUUCAGUGAUUCUGAACUUUUACAAAUGUUAGAUUUUGCAUAUUGUAGUUUUACUGGUAUGUAAUUUGUUUUAGUAUAACUUAUUGAUGGUUAAAAAUAAGUACAGUCAGUUCUGCUAUAACGCAAUAGUUGUGUUCUUGUAAAACAUCGUGUUAUAGAAAUUCGCGUAAUAGAAAUAACAGGGCUUAUGGAGAAAAUAGGGUUAGGUGC